Messenger RNA from Sinocyclocheilus grahami, 3370 nucleotides. RefSeq names its product C2 domain-containing protein 5-like. Gene Ontology annotation, biological process: protein localization to plasma membrane; intracellular protein transmembrane transport; positive regulation of protein targeting to membrane. The transcript is spliced from 19 exons. Gene Ontology annotation, cellular component: plasma membrane. Lineage: Eukaryota; Metazoa; Chordata; Actinopteri; Cypriniformes; Cyprinidae. Bases 236 to 2536 code for a protein of 766 amino acids. The record is from RefSeq and is a predicted model, not a curated record. Gene Ontology annotation, molecular function: calcium-dependent phospholipid binding; calcium ion binding.
CGAGCGAUGCGCCUGAUCCUGCGCGAGUCGCUUCAUCUGACGGCCGAAUUUGUUUUUAAAAUUAGCCGCAUAAACAUCAAAAUUUUGAUAUGAUCGCGAUCAGAAUGGCUCACAGAAUCGACGAUGCGCCUUCCUGAGAUCUAAUUAUGACAGAAGAAGAGUUUUAAUCGGCGCAAGGAUCGAUGGAGAGACUUUAAUGUCAGAUUGAACCGCAAAGGCGAAACUCUGAUGAAUAAUGCCUGGGAAGUUAAAGGCGAAGAUUGUUGCGGGGCGGCACCUGCCCGUCAUGGACCGUGCCAGCGAUCUCACAGACGCCUUUGUGGAGGUAAAGUUUGGAAACACAACAUUUAAAACGGAUGUGUACCCCAAAUCCCUGAAUCCGCAGUGGAAUUCAGAGUGGUUCAAAUUCGAGGUGGAUGAUGAGGAUUUGCAGGAUGAGCCGUUGCAGAUAACUGUUCUUGACCAUGACACAUACAGCGCUAAUGAUGCCAUAGGAAAGGUGUACAUCGACAUUGAUCCACUGCUCUGCAGUGAAGCUGCUACUGUCAUCUCUGGCUGGCUCCCCAUCUAUGACACUAUACACGGUAUAAGAGGAGAAAUCAAUGUGCUGGUGAAGGUGGAUCUCUUCAACGACCUGAACCGCUUUAGACAGUCUUCAUGUGGGGUUAAAUUCUUCUGUACAACCUCCAUUCCCCGAUGUUACCGGGCCAUUAUGGUACAUGGCUUUGUGGAAGAGCUUGUGGUAAACGAGGAUCCAGAGUACCAGUGGAUCGACCGUAUCAGAACCCCUCGAGCUUCAAAUGAGGCCAGACAGAGACUCAUCUUUCUCAUGUCAGGUGAAUUGCAGAGGAAGAUUGGUCUGAAGGUGCUGGAGAUGGGAGGGAAUGCAGUGGUGGGGUACCUACAGUGUUUUGAUCUGGAAGGAGAAUCAGGCCUUGUGGUUCGUGCCAUCGGGACAGCCUGCACACUUGAGAAAAUCAGCAGCACACUCCUUGCCACAGCCACACACCCCAGCAACUCCUCUCCUUCAAAAGACAUGAAAGAGCCAGGGUUUGGGGAGGAGGCCCCAGGCGUCCCGUUAUCCUCAGGACCCCCCACCCCUCUGAGAGCACAAACCUUCUCCUCCUUCUCCCCCUCCAAGUCCUACAGUCGCCAGUCCUCCUCCUCUGACACCGAGCUCAGCCUAACCCCCAAAACCGUGGGGAUAUUUCUGUUUCCCAGUACUCCCGCCCUUGAAUCUGAAUCAUCUCCCCUCCCCUCUGCCCAUCUGCCCCGUCACUUAUGGCCAGGGAUGGCCUCCAGGAGUACAACUCCUCCCCCACUCCGUCUCAGCCAAUCAGACACAGCCAUUCUGAGAAAGAGCGUGUCUUUCAGUGAGGAACUGCUGCUGGCGGCCUCUGGAAUGGGAAGUGGCGGCAGUGCAGGGAAGGAGGCGGGGCCUCUUAAAGCUCUUCUGAGGCAGCAGACCCAAUCAGCACUGGAGCAGAGAGGGGUUUCAUCAUCCUCUGAAGCGUUUGUUAGAACAGGGGAAUACCCUUUCUUCACGUUGACCGCCUUCCCUCCUGGAUUUCUCCUUCAUGUGGGUGGUGUGGUCAGUGCGCGCUCAGUAAAGCUUCUGGAUCGAAUCCACAACCCAGAUGAGCCGGAGACACGGGAUGCGUGGUGGGAGGAGAUCCGUCAGGAAAUAAAGUCUCAUGCCAAAGCACUCGGCUGCCACGCUGUGGUGGGGUACAGCGAGUCCACCAGCAUCUGUGAGGAGGUGUGUAUUCUAUCAGCAUCAGGCACUGCGGCGAUCCUCAGCUCCCGGUUCAUGCAGGACGGCCCGCUGGACACCGAACACAGGUUGUCACGGCAACCGCUUUGUGUCUUUUCUACAGGGUCAGAGAGGGUCGAGGGGGAUAUGGGUAGUUCAGCAUCGCUAGGUGUGUCAGGUCUAUCAGAGGUUGGCAGCCAUCCGUCGGCCAGAGCCCCCUCAGUUGAUUACAGUUCCUUUGCAGACAGAUGCAGCUCCUGGAUAGAGCAGCUUAAACUGAAAGCUCACACCAUAAGACGCGGAUCGGUUAAAACAACAUCAUCUAUGGAGAAGGCCAGCCCGUUGCCUGAAGGUCGCUCUCGUUCUCUUCGGUCAAACCGUUCCUACUCGGGCAGUUCUGUCGCAGUGGUCAAAAUGACCCCGCUCUCUUUCAUUCCUGGAGCAAAGAUCAUCAAAUACCUUGGCAUCAUCAACAUGUUCUUCAUUAGAGAGACCACCUCACUCAGAGAGGAGGGAGGUGUGAGUGGGUUUCUGCAUACGUUUAUUGCUGAAGUAUUUGCGAUGGUUCGUGCCCACGUCGCUGCUCUUGGAGGAAAUGCUGUCGUAUCCUACAGCAUGAAGGAGUGUGUGUUCAUGGAGAACCCUAACAAGAACCAGGCGCAGUGCCUAAUCAACGUCAGUGGGGACGCUGUCAUGUUCGUCCGAGAAUCUGAACUCGAGUCGACUUCGGUACAGACACAGUCGGCCACCGCACACACCUCCAACGGCGCAGAAGGAACGUGAACUCGCAUACACACACCAACAAACUCAAGUAAACGAGUCUUAACAUGAACCAUGCCAUUUAAAGCAGUGUCACGCUAAAUCUACCAACCAAAUCUCCAAAAAGAAGCGAAAAUCUAGACCUUAUUGGUUAGUUCUCCAAAGUGUCAUAUUUUGACUCAUUAAAUGGCCAAUAUUUUGUUUUAUUUCAGAAUAAUGUUUUAAAAUCCCCUCUGUCAGAAGCCUUUCAGAAAGGUCAUCUGUCAUGUUUCUAUGUGUUGGCCAUUGUUGUUCACAUUCCAUUUUGUCCCAAUGUGGCGGAGGCAGCUACCAAUUUCAAAAGGUCUAUAAAAUUCGUCUUUGUGUUCAUAAAGUGUGUAAAUGUGUCAACGACUCUUUAAAUGGCCAUGUUUUGUAUUUAAAUAAAGGAAUAAACUACUGAUGCACUCACAUGGACAUCCAGUUCAGGAUUUUAAAUAAGACACUUCCUGUCAUGUCCUACUGAUCUCUUUAAAAUCAUGUCAAAUGCUGGAAACAUUUGUUUGCUUUCAUGUGCCACGAUGUAUGCUUUUUUCAAAUCAUAAUGUUUGGGUCGGACUUCUGCAAGGCUGGUCCGGUUCUCUUGCAUGUGCAAUGCCAGUUAAUCAUUACGAGAAAGAGAUAUUUUAGGGCAGGGUUGUGUUCACCAUGGACUGGCACUUGAAUGUACAGAUGAUGGGUCUGGAUAUAUGAGGUGCGCGGCUCUGUUCAUGUGUUGACUGACUUUUGAUGCUAUUAUUUUGUAUAUGUGUUUGCCUGAGGACAAAUCAAAAUUGCACAUUAAUAAGAUAUAAUUGAAUAAAACUAUUAUUGCUCUGG